AACUCCAUGUAGGUAAGUUGUAAGAGCUCAACUCACAAAGUACAAAAAAAUGGGUCGAAGCUCAUCUCUUCUCUCCUUCUCUUUUACACUCUUUAUCCUCUUCCAUGGCUACACUGCCCAACAGUGGCCCAACGAGUGCCAGCUCGAUCAACUAAAUGCACUCGAGGCGGAUCAGAUCAUCGAAAGCGAGGGUGGUCGCAUCGAGGUGUUUAACCAUCAUGCACCUCAGCUACGUUGCUCUGGCUUCGCUUUUGAGCGUUUUGUCAUUGAUCCUCAGGGUCUCUACUUGCCCACUUUCUUGAACGCCGGCAAACUCACGUUUGUCGUUAACGGACGGGGUCUCAUGGGAAGAGUGGUUCCGGGAUGCGCCGAGACGUUUAUGGACUCAGAGGUGAUUCAACCGGGUGAGCAGUUUGGAGAGGGUCAAGAACAGGGACAGGGACAGGGUCAGGGAUUCCGUGACAUGCACCAGAAAGUGGAGCACAUCCGGUGCGGUGACACCAUAGCGACUCCUCCUGGUGUGGCUCAGUGGAUCUACAACAAUGGAAAUGAGCCUCUAAUUCUUGUCUCAGCCGCCGAUCUCGCCAACAACCAGAACCAGCUUGACCGCAACCUCAGACCAUUUUUGUUAGCCGGAAACAACCCACAAGGGCAGAAAUGGCUACAAGGCCGAAGGCAACAGAAACAAAACAACAUCUUCAAUGGCUUCGCACCUGAGAUCUUGGCUAAAGCCUUUAAGAUCAAUAUCCAGACGGCUCGGCAGCUGCAGAACCAGGAUGUUAACCGUGGCAACAUCGUCAAGGUCAAUGGUCCGUUCGGCGUUAUUAGGCCACCAUUGAGACGCGGCCAACAAGGCGGCCAGCAACCACAGGUAGAAGGUAAUGGUUUGGAGGAGACUUUGUGCACAAUGCGAUUCACCGAAAACCUCGAUGACCCGUCGAGUGCUGACGUGUACAAGCCGUCACUCGGAUACAUCAGCACACUCAAUAGUUACAAUCUCCCUAUUCUCCGUUCUCUACGCCUUAGUGCUCUUCGUGGCUCCAUCCGUAACAACGCUAUGGUGCUACCGCAAUGGAACGUGAACGCAAACGCGGCACUCUACGUGACAAAUGGAAAGGCUCAUAUUCAGAUGGUGAACGACAAUGGACAGAGAGUAUUCGACCAAGAGAUCUCUAAAGGACAGUUACUUGUGGUGCCACAAGGCUUCGCCGUCGUGAAACGUGCCACUGGCGAACAGUUCGAGUGGAUCGAAUUCAAGUCUCAUGAAAACGCACAGAUCAAUACACUCGCGGGACGUACCUCAGUCAUGAGGGGCUUACCACUUGAGCUUAUAUCUCAUGGUUAUCAGAUCUCGCUCGAAGAAGCUAGGCGGGUUAAAUUUAGCACGCUCGAGACCACAUUGACUCAUAGCAGUGGUGGUCCGAUGAGCGGUAGGCCGAGGGUCGAGGCUUGAUGUGCUCGUGGUUGAACAGCUUUUAAAUGUUUGGUUUGUUUCGUACGGUUUGUAAUAAUAAGAAAUAAUAAUGUAGAAAAGAAGUUGGACGACGCUAUAAGGCAACUGUUUUUGUUUUUGAGUUUCUUUUUAGGACGCCUACAGUACGUACCAACAACGAACGUCGUAUAGAAGUGAUCGUUGGUACAUAUAUGUAACUCUUUCCUGAAUAAAGUGUUAAGUUAGAGUCUUUAAUUA
Molecule: messenger RNA, 1690 nt
Organism: Eutrema salsugineum
Lineage: Eukaryota; Viridiplantae; Streptophyta; Magnoliopsida; Brassicales; Brassicaceae
Product: 12S seed storage protein CRB
Exons: 4
Coding region: 50-1453 (467 amino acids)
Molecular function (GO): nutrient reservoir activity
Source: RefSeq, a predicted model, not a curated record